UUUGCUUGGCGCCGCGACCUCAUGUGAAACACCUCCUGCGCGACCCAGUCCGACGUUACCUCUGCAGAGGAAAACGCAAUGGAGCCCUGAACAUUUCUCUUUUUUUAUAUCUCCUUUGACCCCUGGAAAACAAUAUUAGUAGGCAAAUCCCCCGCUUUAUCUGCUAUUUAUUUGAGGCGCAACAGGGCGGUGCAACGAUGUGGAUCCAGAUUCGUACUAUAGACGGGAAGGAGACGCGAACCGUUGAGGAUCUUUCUAGAUUGACCAAAAUUGAGUCUUUACGGUUGAAAAUACAGGACAUCUUCAAUGUAAGCCCACAACAACAGCGCCUGUUCUACCGAGGGAAGCAGAUGGAAGAUGGCCAGACGCUGUUUGACUACAACGUGGGUCUCAAUGACAUCGUCCAGCUGCUGAUCCGCUCACAGACCGACCCUCCCGACAGCCCCGUCGCCAAGGACUCCUCGACCGUCGCCUGUAGUUCAGCUCCUCCCCCCGACUCCAGAUCUGAAAGCCACAACUCCCCAGCUCCCGUCUCACCCGCUGCUAUGGAAACCUCCACCAAUAUAGACAAUGACAGCAGCGACACCACCAGCACCAUUAAAGAAGCCAAGCCGGACACCAGCGCUACCAGUAACUCAACCAGUACCAAAAAUGGGUUCAAGUCCUCCAGUCCGGCGUGGGACACCCAGCCACCAACAUCCAGCAAAAACGCACUAGUCGACCCGGGAAUUGGGGUGUACAAGAUUAACGAGCUGGUGGACUGCAGAGACGUGAGCAUCGGCGCCUGGUUUGAGGCCUGCAUCGAAAGUGUGACACGCACUCCCAAAGGACAGAUAACGUCCACCAAGGGCAAGGUGGGCCGGCCCCCGAAAAGGACUAAUGGAAAGCUGGAGGCCGAGCAGGGACAGGCCCACGGCCAGGGCCAAACCACAGACAGUAACAGGAAUAAUGUUGUGUUAAACUCGGAGAGUAAUGGAGCCUCCACCUCUCAGACAGACUCUACAGCAGCUACAGAGACCAAGGAGAGAGAAGAGGACGUAAUUUACCACAUUAAAUAUGACGACUACCCAGAGAACGGUGUUGUGGAGAUGCGACCAGUGGAUGUGCGGCCUCGCGCCAGGACCCUGCUGCGGUGGGACCAGCUACUGGUGGGCAUGCAUGUGAUGGUCAACUACAACUUGGAGACCCCAGAGGAGAGAGGUUUCUGGUUCGACGCAGAGGUUCAGUCCCUCAACCAAACCACCCGCACCAACAAAGAGCUCCGAGUCAAGAUUCUCCUGGGGGGUCCCGGAGAUGUGAUCGGAGAUUGUAAAGUUCAGUUUCUGGAUGAAAUCUACCAGGUGGAAAAACCCGGAGCUUGUCCGCUCUCGGCUGCGGAUGGACAAUUUAAACGGAAGAGCGGGCCCGAGUGUAAGCACUGCAAGGCCGACCCGGACGCAGAGUGUCGCUUCUGUUCCUGCUGCGUGUGCGGCGGGAAGCAGGACGCUCACAUGCAGCUGCUGUGCGACGAGUGCAACAUGGCGUUCCACAUCUACUGCCUCAACCCGCCACUUACCACCAUCCCGGAUGACGAGGACUGGUAUUGUCCCACCUGUAAGAACGACACCAGCGAGGUUGUCAAGGCAGGAGAGAAGCUCAAAGCCAGCAAGAAGAAGGCCAAGAUGCCUUCAGCAACGACUGAGAGUCAAAGGGACUGGGGAAAGGGUAUGGCCUGCGUGGGGCGUACCAAGGAGUGCACAAUUGUUCCUUCAAACCACUAUGGACCCAUACCCGGUAUUCCUGUUGGAACCACAUGGAAAUUCAGAGUUCAGGUGAGCGAGGCAGGUGUUCACAGGCCACAUGUCGGUGGUAUCCACGGGCGCAGUAACGACGGCUCCUAUUCGCUGGUGUUGGCCGGGGGCUUCGAGGAUGAAGUGGACCGGGGAGAUGAGUUCACCUACACAGGCAGCGGGGGCCGUGACCUCUCAGGAAACAAACGGAUCGGAGAGCACUCUUUUGACCAGACCCUGACCCACAUGAACAGGGCUUUGGCUUUAAACUGCGAUGCACCUCUGAACGACAAAGAUGGGGCAGAGUCCAGGAACUGGCGGGCGGGAAAACCGGUGAGAGUGGUGCGCAGCUCCAAAGGCCGACGCAUCAGCAAAUACGCUCCCGAGGAGGGAAACCGCUAUGAUGGUAUCUACAAGGUGGUAAAAUACUGGCCAGAGAUAGGAAAGUGUGGUUAUCUGGUGUGGCGGUACCUGCUGAGACGGGACGAUCUGGAACCGGCGCCAUGGACACCUGAAGGGCUGGACAGGAUAAAAAAACUGGACCUUAAUGUUCAGUACCCGCCUGGCUACUUGGCAGCCAUGGCUAACAAGACAAGGAAAGAGGCCAAUGCCAGACCCGGUCGCAGCGGCAGGGGGAAGCACCAUCCCGGCAGGGGGAGGCCGCGGAGACAACGCAAGAUCAAGGAGAAAGAGGAGAACGAUGAGGAUGAGGAGGACGAGCAGCCGAUGGCCAGUGUGGACGAGGAUGAGCCCCAAAGUAACGGAGAGCAGAAGACAACCAGGGAUAGUGAAUCGUCACCAGCGGUGGAGCCUCCCUCUAAACGGUUGAAGAUCGAGGAGACAUUCAAGCUGUCAGAGCAGCAGCAGCAGUUGAUCCGAGAGGACACAGCCAACAAGAAACUCUGGGACGAAGCCAUGGGACACCUUGCAGAGGGACCAAACUUCCUGCGCAAGAUGGAGCAGAUCUUCAUGUGCGUGUGCUGCCAGGAGCUGGCCUUCCAACCCAUCACCACCGUCUGCACACACAAUGUUUGCAAGACCUGUCUCCAGCGGUCAUUCCGAGCGAAGGUGUACACCUGCCCCGCCUGCCGUCACGACCUGGGCAAAGACUACAUCAUGACCCAAAACAAGACGCUUCAGAUGCUGCUCGACCAGUUCUUUCCCGGCUACAGCAAGGGCCGAUGAGGUUGAAAAAAAAAUCCCAUUUCUACGUAGAAUACAUACACGCACAUAAGCAUCCAUUCUGUGCACCCACGUAUACCGUCAAGUACCUAGAGCUCCACUUUAAAACGCAUCACGCACACAUACUGUACUUACCCACGGGCAAAUGUAUAUUGCAUAUACAGCCAUUUAUGUAUACAAUCAUUCAUACACAAACAACCUCAGUAGGAACUGACCUCAUCUGUUGAACUUGGACUGUCUCCAUUAACGUCACCAGCCUGAAAUUCAAAUAAGGACGUUUGUUUUUUUUGUUUGUUUUUUUACCUUCCCCACAAACGCACAAAAAGACACACAUAAGGAGCCUUGACUCAUACGCCCACAAGCAAUCUCAAGAUAUUAACUAAUUUUUUAAUUUGCCCCCCCCACCCCCACCCCCACCUUGUUGACCACUGGUUCCAUAAAAUUGACACAGUACAGUCCAGAUGUCCCUUCUGGUCAUAUCAUGAAAUCAGCCAUUAGAUUCCUGCCAACCUGUAAGCAUUUUGUGUACCAUGUGUACAGUUUUACACCAAAAAAAAAAACUCAGCUGAACUGCUUUAUAUAUGUUCAGUGUUUGAAAAACGGUGCUAGGUUAAUACAGCAAUUUAGGCUCAGCAGGACUGGCAAUUUCACAAGGUUACUAAUGACACAUAGAGGAGACAACGUCCCGCACAAUUGGAGCAAGCAGAUCACGUGAGACGCCCGCAGACUUGUUAAAGUAAAAUUAAGAAAGUCACAUUUAUAUAUGAAGAGAAGCACACACUGUUUAUGCCUUUGAAGCACUUUAUCAAUGACAUGUGCAGCAGACUUGUUUUAUAGUUUUAACCAGGAGCACCUGGUAGCAUCCUGCUAGCUGCUCAUGUCACUUGGGAUAAUGCCAUUGCCAUGCCUCGAGCUAAUGAGAAUAGCAAAUGUCUCGCCGGUGGUAACUUAACAUAAAUUGGCAGCUGUGUCCGGUUUGUUUGGAGUGUCAGGAGAUUUCUGGCCCCAACAGAGCAGCAACCGCACAUACCUAGCGAAUGCAACAGUCAUCAACAGGCACAACUCUCUCCUUAGAUUUUAUGUGGAGUUUAAAUAAAAAAAGGCAUUUUGAACCUCAUAAACAUACCAAAGACAUGAGGCAGGGCAGGGGUAAAAAAAAAAAUCUUCAGGAAUCUGCUUUAAAAAAGUAGAGGAGUCACGACUAAGAAUAAAAUGCAAUGUAUACUUGUGAAGUAUCAAACAGGAUCUUACCAAAUUUGGAAAAAAGGGCACUUUUUGUUUCCACUUCUAAGCAGCUAUAAAAAAAAAAAAAAAAAGUACAAGAUAAACAUGCACGCACCAGUGAAUCUGUCUCAUAAGCGCUGUGGAAACGUCUAACAUUAUUGAAAUGAUUUGUGAAACAUUAUUAAUGUUCAUAUGUGUAACCUCUCAUUCGUGGUUUCCACUUUGUCAGUCAGAUUUCAUGGACUAGCAGAGAAAUACUGGUAAUGAUGUAAUGAAAGUGAAAGAGUUAUGUGCUGCACCCUGAAACGCUUGAACAGCACGAUGGCGCGCUGCUUGCAUCCACUCUUCAAUGACGCUUGGAAGGGCACACUGUGGUCGUACAUGGUGUUACCAAGCAACCGAAAUCAAGCAGUACUUCACACAAAGAUGGUUAGCAUAUAUCGUGCUCAGCGGAUAUUCAUCUGCUAUUGUUCCUUCUGUUAGAUUCAGUAUAACCUUCUGAGUUAUCUGCUUCUCCUUCAUUGUUAGGAUUGCACAGCCAUGACCCUGUGAGUUAUUUGUCAUCAUAUUACAUCCGUGAAUCGGAGUUACAUCCGUCUCAGUUUGCUAUGAAUGCAAAAGGCUGCUGAUUUUCAGUCCUUGACAAAGCUUCCUGAUGAACAUGAUGAUGCACACCAUCAGAGGCUCAGGGACACCACAUCAAUAUACAGUAUAUAAGCCAAACAUACUGACUCUGUAGGACAAGAAGACAGGAGAUGGAUAAGAGUGCAUUUGUAGCACUGACAGUCACUAACUGUACCGAAAGUUGGCAUCCAAUGCCCGGUCAGAUAAGUUGUUAACUUAUUCUUUGAAUCAGAAAUUUACUGGUUUAAAAAUCUGAAUUUUAUACUAUUUUUAGUUCGGCAAAGUUCUCUAUGGCUGCUUGUGUUUAGGCGACGUUAAACAUUUGAGAACUGAUUUUGUUAAACGAAGGGGGAAAAAACGGUUUUGUAGAAAAAAAAAAAAAAAGGUCCAGGUGUCAUAUUGACACUAGUACUGAAAAAUGUAAACAAUACUCAGUCCUACAUGCCACAAGUGAGAGCUUUUGAAUAUUGCGAGGGGGUUUUCAACAGUGCAUAUGUGAGAAUUCAUUGGUGCAUAAGGACAUAACACAUUUACAUUACAGUACGGAAUAUUUCAACAGGUAGUAUGUUUAAUUACACUUGCAUGAUAACACAUAAAAUAUAACAUAACUGUGAAUAUAGAGUUGGUAAAAUGCAUGUAUAUGCAAGGUAAAGAUUGAAUUAUGUCCCUACAACUUCAACACUGGGCCUGAGUUAAUCAUUUAAUGUACAAGCCCUUGUUAGCCAAUAGUAGAUCAUUAGAUGAUCAGUGUCAGCAACUUCCCCUGAUUUCAUCAUUACAUACACACACUGUGUGUAUAUUAAGGAGAGAGAGAGAGAUGCCGGGAAUACAAGAGUAGACUUAACAGGAAAAGAACACUUAUCAAGCUGAAAAAACAUUUUUUGGAAGUUACUGAUAGAGUAUUAGAUUAUUGCCUGUGCUGAAUAUGUAAAUACAUAAACUGUUUGGUUUCUUGGCGCAGAAAGAGACAUGAGACAGCAAAGUCUGUCAAAAAACAAAACAGAAACAUUCAUCGGUUUCACCAGAUUAUCAGACUCAAACACACUACGGUCUAUGGCCAAAAAUACAGUGUUAAGUGGCAGCUGUGAACAAAAAAUGAACAUAAAUUUGGACCAAAAGACCCACAACGUCUUUCGACUGUUUCUUAACUAUUCUUUAAGCUACUUUUAUUUGGAUACAAUCCUGAAAAAGACAUGUUUUUGUAUUUAUUGCUCUUCUUAUAUGUUACCAUCCAGUGGAUUCAGCAAUACCAGUAAAGAACUGCCCCUUUCAUAUCUUUGAAACACACUUACAUAAGCUUUACAUAAAUCAUUACGUUGUUUUCAUACCAGGAAGACCAAUGACAGUUAUAAUCUUACAGUAUAUGCCUACAUGUCCUUUUUAUCUCUCCUUUUUGCCCUUUUGUAGGACAUUAUUCCCCAAUUAGUUUGAUCAUUUUAAACCUUUUUGAUUAUUAUUUUUUUUUUAGCUGCAUAGUGCCACAUGGUAACAGUCAUGUGACGACUGCACAGAAAGAUGCAUGGCCUUAUUAUUACACUGCACCCACGCAUGUUCAGUUCUCGGUUACUAUUUUUAUCUGUUUGACCUGACACAUCAUCUUCUACUACGAUCAAAUAUUGUGUUGACAAUCCAAGCAAGUCCAUCCCCCCCCCCUCAGAGUUAAAAAUGUUGUUUUUUUUUCUAUUGUGAGCAGCUGACGCAGAUUGGCAUCUUUUCCAGUGCUGAUAUGGUACUUUAAAAUGUCAAGGGUUGGCAGGUCUGAUAGGAACUCAAACAACAACGUCCCGCGGAGAUAACAUUAGUCGCGCAAGCAGAGCCGGUGCACUGAUCUGAGAUCUGGACAGAGGUCACCUGGAGAGCUGACACACUCACGAGAAGUUCAGAUUAAAGUAUUCAAAGUAGUUUUAACACAGGAGUUGGGUUUUUUUGCGGGAAAAAUGUAGCCCCUGUUCAUCAACAUCGUUAUACUGUAACAAGGUAAAGCCAUGUUUUGUUUAAAGCUGUAGACGACGACAGCUUAGAGAACUAAACGUGGAAACUCUUCAGAUCAGAGAUGAAGCUGUGUGUCUCACCCAACACUUCCUCCCCUUUCAUUGGCGGGCUGUUUGUUUGUUUGUGGUGACGUCCUUGUUUCUGUUCAAUCAUUCAGGGUUUUGUUUUUUUGCUUUCUUUCUUUUUUUUUUUUUUUUUUUUUUU
Messenger RNA from Thunnus maccoyii (southern bluefin tuna), 6995 nucleotides. RefSeq names its product E3 ubiquitin-protein ligase UHRF2-like. Gene Ontology annotation, biological process: protein ubiquitination; negative regulation of gene expression via chromosomal CpG island methylation. Gene Ontology annotation, molecular function: ubiquitin protein ligase activity; protein binding. The transcript is spliced from 16 exons. The record is from RefSeq and is a predicted model, not a curated record. The coding region runs from base 198 to 2954 and encodes 918 amino acids. NCBI's taxonomy places the organism in Eukaryota, Metazoa, Chordata, Actinopteri, Scombriformes, Scombridae.